Messenger RNA from Anisakis simplex (herring worm), 234 nucleotides. Lineage: Eukaryota; Metazoa; Nematoda; Chromadorea; Rhabditida; Anisakidae. The record is from the annotation of a GenBank genome assembly.
AUGCAAAAGAAUAAGUCGUGUGAAAAGCCUUGCGGUGGCGGUAACGGUGGUGGAGCCUCAGGCGGUGGUAGUGGUGGUGGUGGUGGUGGUGGUGGUGGUGGUGACAAAGGCCAGGUAAAACCGUCGACAAUGGAUCAGACAAAAUUUCUUUUUUUUUCGCUUCAGAAAGCAACUGAUACUCAGCGAACCAUUCUGCCAAUACAUACUCCUAGCUUCUUAAGCGGGGGUACAUGA